Messenger RNA from Phytophthora sojae, 464 nucleotides. RefSeq lists its product as hypothetical. Gene Ontology annotation, biological process: mitochondrial electron transport, NADH to ubiquinone. NCBI's taxonomy places the organism in Eukaryota, Oomycota, Peronosporomycetes, Peronosporales, Peronosporaceae. The record is from RefSeq and is a predicted model, not a curated record. The coding region runs from base 36 to 383 and encodes 115 amino acids. The transcript is spliced from 3 exons.
CGAUACACUUCACGUCACCAGCAUCCGCAACAGCCAUGGCCGAGGAGCGCAAGACCGUCAAGCUGCCGGACACGGACAACACGAGCCUCACGUGCGCCGCGCGGAUCCUGGCGCACGAGUGCGCGGACGCCAACCUGGAGUUCAUGCGCUGCAAGCAGCGCGACGCCAACCCGCGCGCCUGCCUCGUGCAGGGCGAGAAGGUCACGGCCGCCGUGCUCAAGACGCUGCGCGAGGUGGAGGCCAACUGCGGCGAGACGUACUCGGCGUACAAGAAGGCGCUCAAGAAGAACUGGCACCGGAUCGACGAGACGCGGAAGGAGCAGGCCGCGCUGGAGCAGUGCUGGCGACAGUACAAGGGCUACAACCAGGAGGCGGAGAACUAGGCAACUGCAACACACGCCUAGGGACCAGUCGAUCCUAGUUGGAAGGAAGCAGGGAAGUGCUCUCGCGGCCUUUAGAUCAAA